Messenger RNA from Rubroshorea leprosula, 1314 nucleotides. NCBI's taxonomy places the organism in Eukaryota, Viridiplantae, Streptophyta, Magnoliopsida, Malvales, Dipterocarpaceae. The record is from the annotation of a GenBank genome assembly.
GUACCGGUUGUCACCUCUUGUCUUGGUGAAGGAUUGUAAAAUAUGGACGAUGUUAAUAAUCUUCCUCCUGGAUUCAGAUUUCACCCAACAGAUGAAGAGCUCAUCACGUUUUAUCUCACCCGCAAGGUCGCCGAUACCAGCUUUACGUCCAAGGCUAUUGUUGAUGUUGAUCUCAAUAAAUGUGAACCUUGGGACCUUCCAGAAAAGGCAUCAAUGGGGGAGAAAGAAUGGUAUUUCUUCAGUAUGAAAGAUAGAAAAUACCCAACUGGACUCCGAACCAACCGAGCCACUGAAGCAGGCUAUUGGAAAACCACAGGGAAGGACAAGGAAAUCUUUCGGGCUGGUGUGCUUGUUGGUAUGAAGAAAACCCUAGUUUUCUAUAGAGGAAGAGCUCCCAAGGGUGAGAAAAGCAAUUGGGUUAUGCAUGAGUACAGGCUCGAAACCAAACACCCUUUCAAAACCGCAAAGGAGGAAUGGGUAGUUUGUAGGGUAUUUCAAAAGAGCGCAGCAGCAAAAAAACCACAGCAAUCCUCAUCCUCACAGCUAUCUCCGGGCUCUCCAUGUGAUACAAAUUCAAUUGUGAAUGAAUUCGGAGACAUUGAGUUUCCUAGCAUUGCCAAUUCCACAAGUGGAUUCAGUAAUCUUACAACAAACAGUUACAACAGUGAUAACAAUGGUAACAUCAUCAUGAACAUGGAUUUGGCGGCUACCCAGCUUCCAACACUCUCAUGGCCUUCGAGCUUGCUAAGUUCCAAUGUUUCCAUGAAUUCUUGGCUUCUCAAGGCAUUGCAGCUUAGGGGUACUUAUAAUCAACCAAGAGAUCAUCUUCUUAAUGGUACAACGAGCAUGGAAUAUUCUUCGCUUCUACCACAAGGAAUUCCGGCAUUGGGAAGCAGUUUAGGUUCAGGUUUCCAACCUUCUUCUUCUCCUUCCACAGUACUGCCGCAACCUCAGCAGGAGCAACCAUUCAACUUGGACUGCAUUUGGUGAAUCUGUUGAAACAACCAACACAUUGUUCUUACCAAUGCAUGUUAUCGUGUAAUUAGGGUGUGAACACUUAUUACGUGUCUAUAGCUAUACGUAGUUGACAUAGUGAUGUUCUGUUUUGUAUUGUCUAGAAGGGGAAAGUCCCUUGUCCCUUGUUAUUAGUUAGAUUAUUGUCCGUAAAACCAUUAGGAAAGCUCAACAUGGGAAAAAUCAUGUUGGGAUGGUGCCUUGCUAUAUGCAAGAAAGGUUUCAGAGCUGAUCAUUCAUUGUACCAAGGCAUGCAUUUUCUUUCAUGUGUUUUAUUGUGCGAAGAUGGGUCUAGAUCAC